AUGCAUUCUUCUACCGGUCCAUUUUCUGCCGCACGUUUGCAACCAGGCUGGGCUGCUGUUUCACCGUAUGUCUGCAGAAUGACUACAUCGCCGGGUUAUGGCGGACGGGCGUUGGGGAGACGGGUGGUUGGUGACUGCAGAAGAUGGACGGAAAUAUCCGCGUCUAUCCUCUCAGCAUCGUGUUCUGCCGCCGGAAUCUCCAGUGGGUAUUCGAUAUCGUCCACUUCUGUUAUGUGGCUGUCAUUGCGAAAUUCGAUCUUGUCGCAGUCAUUGAUGGAGUAUAGUGAAACACUGGAGAUCACGGAAAUGGCAAUUAUCGCAGACCAUACGACCUGUGGAGAUCUCACAGUUAUGGAUUGGCUCGAAUUCCCUCAAUCAGAAACAGCUGAUGCAUAUUUCACAGUGAUUGAUAGUAUGGCUGUCCUCGGACAUCCCGAUGAAAAGCAUCCAAAGAUGUUUGAGUGGUAUUCACGUAUAGUUUUCAGUCUGCGGCCGCACAACGCCGUAAAAUGUGUGAUAAUUCUCCGUAAGAUCUGGUUGAUAAACUCCGACUUUGUCGCUUGCUGUUUGCUCUGAGGGCUAGGAGAGUGCCUUAGCUCCAGAUGUAGGUUUGGAUGACUGGCCACAGACUGAUUCCGAACAUAUCAUGGAUGGAUAUCUGGGUUGUCUGGGAAUUUCGGAACAUCUUAUGGACGAAGGCGCAGUGACAUGUUACCAUGCUAUGUGACGGAGGAUAGAGAUGGCCUCUCAUCGCUUCUAUUCACGGGAUCUUAUGAUCAUGAGUGGUUUUACCUAAAUACCGACAGAAAGAAUCAUCAGCGAUAUGAUAGUAACGCAUAUUUGGCGGAUGAGCUGUGCUAACUUCCUGCCUCCACUUUCUGUUGACCACAACCUGACCCUGACAUGGCGCUGGCAGCCUUACUCGAAGUACGUGUUAAGUGUUGGAAUCAAUCCCAAGUGCCGAUGACGACGACAAUUCCUCUGCCUUCUUCCAUAGAAGUGUCGCUGUUCUCUUCCCUAGCUCAGCCGUUAACGUUAACGAUUUGAUCUCCACGGAGUUUCCGGCUGCAGAUACCACCAUUGGUGUUUGUUUGCCGCAGAGUUCAAACGGGGCUGGCAGUAAUUUUUCCUGUCCAGUAUGCCAGACCUCCCAUGUUCGUGGGUGUCUAAUUUCACUGCAUUAAGUUGAUCAUUUGAUAGUCGGUAAGUGGGACUAAUGACUGAGAUUUGCACCAUAUUCUGCUCAUGAAAACAGUUGAAUAUCAUAUCCUUCAGUCAUUUGGGGGUAUAUGCAGGAAGGUCAUCCUGUUUUUCACCCGAGAGAAGCUUCGCUGGAGAAGAUCGAAUGUACGGGAGAAGCAAUCAAGAAACAGGAGAACAGCAAAUAGGCAGAUAUGCUACCGCAGAGCUCCCAUAAGGUCUUUUACAUAAUGUUUCCUGAAAGUGGAACUACCAACGAUACUAAGUAGGGACAUCCCUCGUUCGUUGUUGGAAAAGCCAGACGAUGUUGUUAACCGUUGUUCCUGCCGUAAACCGUUCGACCCUUUGGAGAGCCGGACUUUUGGAGAGUAGUAACAAAGUGGUUUAAAGCGAUCUGUUUUCUCGAGGGGCUGUUGGAAGAAACCCCUCAUAAGCGAAGUAAGGCGUUCGCGAAGGGGAGAAAAAGAAGGCUGAGAGCGUACGCUGUUGUAGCAAGGUAGUAGGGCACGUCGCAUUGGAAGAUGUAUUGGCGAGAUGUCACGAUAUCAUCGUCCAUAAAUACUUCGUUCCGCCGCCCGUUGUUCCUUCAAAAAUAGAGAAAUUGGAUAU
Messenger RNA from Blastomyces gilchristii SLH14081, 1809 nucleotides. RefSeq lists its product as uncharacterized. The transcript is spliced from 3 exons. The record is from RefSeq and is a predicted model, not a curated record. The coding region runs from base 1 to 576 and encodes 191 amino acids. NCBI's taxonomy places the organism in Eukaryota, Fungi, Ascomycota, Eurotiomycetes, Onygenales, Ajellomycetaceae.